AUGGCCCGGCUUCCGCAGCUGGUGGUCUUCGACCUGGAUUACACCCUGUGGCCCUUCUGGGUGGACACCCACGUGACCCCCCCCUUCCACAGGAGCAGGGAUGGGGUGGUGAGUGACAGCGGGGGGAAGACGAUUCGCCCGUACCCGGACGUGCCCGCCGUCCUGGACCACCUACAAGGCCUAGGGGUGCCCAUCGCCGCGGCCUCCCGGACUGGGGAGAUCCGGGGUGCCAACCAGCUCCUGGACCUCUUCAACCUCAGCCGCUACUUCGCCUACAAAGAAAUCUACCCGGGCUGCAAAAUCACCCACUUUGAGAGGCUGCAAGCGAAGAGCAGGGUCCCUCUCUCCCAGAUGAUCUUCUUCGAUGACGAGAAGCGGAACAUCGUGGACGUCGGGAAAUUGGGCGUCACCUGCGUCCACGUCCGGAGUGGGAUGAACCUGCACGUCCUGGCUGAGGGGUUGGAGCGCUUUGCCAAGGCCUGAGUCAAACCCCGAAGUUCCCACUAAACUCCCGCUCCGACCCCAGGCGGGAUGGGGAAAAUGGCAGGGGGAAGAUUGGCCAUUUCUUCCUUCUCAGGCCACGGGAUCAGCCCGCCUCAAUCCAACCCGUGAUGAUUGUCCGGCUCACCCUUCUCACUUACGUUGUCCAUCGUGUUCUUAUUUUAUUUUUUUCUUUUUAUGUCUCUCAUCGGGCCCCUCUCUCCCUUUACUGUUAGAUUGUGAGCCCCCGUGAAGGCCAGAGAUCCUGCCUGAAAGGCUUACCUAUUUAUUCCUUCCCAAUAUGGUGCUUUGCACAUAGUAAAAACUUAAUAUACACUAUUGCCAUUUAUCGGGCCCCUCUCUCCCUUUACUGUUAGAUUGUGAGCCUCCGUGAAGGCCAGAGAUCCUGCCUGAAAUGCUCACCUAUUUAUUCCUUCCCAGUGCUUAAUUUGGUGCUUUGCACGUAGUAAAAACUUAAUAUAUACUAUUGCCAUUUAUCGGGUCCCUCUCUCCCUUUACUGUUAGAUUGUGAGCCCCCGUGAAGGCCAGAGAUCCUGCCUGAAAUGCUCACCGAUUUAUUCCUUACCAGUGCUUAAUAUGGUGCUUUGCACAUAGUAAAAACUUAAUAUAUACUAUUGCCAUUUAUCGGGUCCCUCUCUCCCUUUACUGUUAGAUUGUGAGCCCCUGUGAAGGCCAGAGAUCCUGCCUGAAAUGCUUACCUAUUUAUUCCUUCCCAAUAUGGUGCUUUCACAUAGUAAAAACUUAAUAUAUACUAUUGCCAUUUAUCGGGCCCCUCGCUCCCUUUACUGUUAGAUUGUGAAUCCCCCGUGAAGGCCAGAGAUCCUGCCUGAAAUGCUCACCUAUUUAUUCCUUACCAGUGCUUAAUAUGGUGCUUUGCAUGUACUAAAAACUUAAUAUAUACUAUUGCCAUUUAUCGGGCCCCUCUCUCCCUUUACUGUUAGAUUGCGAGACCCCGUGAAGACCAGAGAUCCUGCCUGAAAUGCUUACCUAUUUAUUCCUUACCAGUGCUUAGUAUGGUGCUUUGCACAUAGUAAAAACUUAAUAUAUAUUAUUGCCAUUUAUCGGGCCCCUAUCUCCCUUUACUAUUAGAUUGUGAACCCCCGUGAAGGCCAGAGAUCCUGCCUGAAAUGCUCACCUAUUUAUUCCUUACCAGUGCUUAAUAUGGUGCUUUGCACGUAGUGAAAACCUAAUAUAUACUAUUGCUGUUUCUGACUGGCCUUGCCCAAAGUUGAGGCAAGAACGAUUUUACGAGGAUGAGUUUUUCUACUCUUUUCUUCUCUAGGAAGCUCUCUGUUGGUGGGUUCAUUCAUUCAAUCGUAUUUAUUGAGACUACGAGAAGCAGCGUGGCUCAGUGGAAAGAGCCCAGGCU
This is a messenger RNA of Tachyglossus aculeatus (Australian echidna), 1870 nucleotides long. RefSeq names its product magnesium-dependent phosphatase 1-like. NCBI's taxonomy places the organism in Eukaryota, Metazoa, Chordata, Mammalia, Monotremata, Tachyglossidae. Gene Ontology annotation, molecular function: acid phosphatase activity. The transcript is spliced from 6 exons. The record is from RefSeq and is a predicted model, not a curated record. Bases 1 to 483 code for a protein of 160 amino acids.